AUGCAUGGGUAAGUUCCAGUAAUUUUCUCUUGUCGCGAGACCAAUCAGAUGGGGGGAAAACGUCAAGGUCAUCGCGCUGAUGGACGGGCAGCGAUGCGGUUAUGUAUUUAUUGUGUGUGUGCAAUCUCGGCACCCAUCUCGUUUUUCUGCAACGGUCUGUGGCUCACAUGUUUUCAUUGGCUCCUAUUUAAGGCUGAUGCGUGAUACAUGUUCAAGGUUAGCGACGGGCUAGUUGUAAUUAUUGCAAUUGGGCAGCUUGUUGAACGCAUUAUUCACCAGCCACGUGCUAUUCGUCUUGUUAUCUUCUUCCAGCGAGCUUAUCGCCGAAAGUGCGGCUCGGGUGAGUUGAUUUAUGCUCGCCACGAUCGCACCUUCCCUUAUGACACGCGUAGGUCGAAAGUAUAGGUAAUUGAUGGCCACACGUACUCUUCCAUUCCUUCGCUCUCUCUCGUAAACAGGAAAGAAACUCUUUGAGAAUUUGAAGUCAAGAGGAUUGGAGGAGGGUGGAUGUUAUCAGAUCAGAGAUUAAUACGUCAUCAUUUUUUAUAAAUUUGAAUCUGAACCUAGCCAUUAGAACGAGAUAGUUCAAAUAGCCUUUACAAAAAACUCGGUGAAACUGGGGCAACGCAGACUUGAAAGAAAUUGACACAAACUCACUGAAUUUUCAUAAAAAAUGAAUAUUUUUUACGACACCUCGAUUCGGCACAAGCACUUUUAUCGAUGCUUGUUGGCUUCGGACAUUGCGUAGUUUAAGCAAAAAAUCGCGAAUAGAAAAAUAAAUAAAAGACGGUGAUCUCCCCCCUCCUGACCAGCUGAAAUUCCCGCUGCACUUUGCGAACUAUUUAAAUACCCUUUUUUCGAAAAAUUGGAAGACAAUGGGGUCGGAAUCGGGGCGGCGCUGCAACAAUCCGGCUGGACGUGACUCAGGAAUCAGCACGGUUCUGCGCUGAGGGCACGAUCCCCACCGGCCCUUCCGCUGACCGGUUCCUGCGUCUGUUCGAUCUUCCGUUCCUUCAAGCCAUUUUUUUCGUCAAAACGAAGGGGGAAAAAUCGCCUUGCCCCCGUCGGUUGUUGAGAGCGGGUCCAGGGCCGGCGACGUCGUCUGAGGGCCCAGAUGCUAUCAGAUGCGCGCUUUUGCCGGUACAACGGGGAUCCCCGCUUUUUGUUGUGUAUGUUGGUCUUUUUAUUUUUUGGGGAGUGUUCGAUCCACCAAAAUAUGCGGGUCCUCGGUUCUUCCGGAAUUUUUUUUGGCCAUUCAGCUUGCUAGUUUACGGAAAUUAGCCAUGCCAAAAUUGCACAAAAAGCCCUUACUUGAACCUUCUGAUUUGUUCACUUCCUUUCCUUGUACUUUUUCGACUUUUAACGUCGCUAUUAAUGUAUCACAUAAAUCACCCGCAACGUUGUCGCUGAAUUAAUCGCCGAAAGUCGACAUUGACCCUCGGGAUUUGUAUUCUUCGACGUCUCCCCGCCCCGUUCCAUUAACCUGCAAAAAGGGAUCUUUGGAGGUGUUGCGUCGCGCCGCGUCCAGUACAAUUCCAUCUUUUCGAAGGAAAUCGGUUAAAGGCGUCUGUCUAUAAAAAGUGCGUGUGGCUCAUUUUUUCCAAAAUUUCCAGUUUUUUUGUAUUCGUCGGAGCAGCGGUUGACGGGCAAAUCUUAGGGCAACUUUUUGGGAUACCAUAUGAUUUUCUUUGAUUGUUUUCGAUGUGGAGGUGGUAGUUGAAAGUUUUGAUGAUAUUAUGCGUCAUUCCGCGCGUUUAUUUGCGGUAUUUUAGCGGUUUAAAUAGGCCGUCUACGAAGGGGACGUUUGUGUGUCGUGGCGCUGUUACAGUAAGAUUUUCAUUUUCUCGGUAAUGUUCCCAAAAGUUUAUGGAAUAAAAUCGAGUAGAUUUGGUGUACGUAAUGUGUGAGUGGGUAUCUUUCAUGUCAUAGAACAGAUUGAACCCCUUUUUAUUUUAUUUUUUGCAAAAAAAUUUGUUUACAAUCCUUUGCGGGUAACCCAUUUUUCGUCUCCAAAAAAAAACGCAAAUUCCCCAUCCUGAAUCCCGACUGACCAGUGGGGAUUCCACCCCGAAACUUUACCGCCGGCCCUUCGCAGUAAACACGGCGUGGGGGAGGGGCGGGGCCAGCGGGUUUAAAGGCUAAAAAAUUCCCUCGUUCGGCCCUCACCGAAUACUUUCAGCGAUCUCUAUUCGUCGACCGGCCGCGUCCCAUCGACGAGCGUGAUGCGUUGGUGGUCCCAUCAACUCAUCCGUGUGUUCAACGAGACGUUCAAUUGGGCCCAAACAGUCCCCACACCCUACAGUACACUGUUCCUCCUGCUCAUGGUGGGGAGUUUGGUCGACGCGGCGCCGAUGCAAAAGUCGCGGAUGCGGAGAUCCAUGGACCUAGGCCUGUUCAACUACAAGUGGACGGAGGACGAGGAGAGCUUGGACAGUAGUAGACAUCAGUUCGCAGUUGUAAGUGACCCGUAACAAGUCAUGUUGGCUGUGAAAUGAUUUGCAAAAAGAUUCCUUUUCAUGUCUUUCCAAUUUCAGAAAUAUUUACUGGAAUUCGGUCACUUAACAACGUCGCAUCCGACUCCGCGAGAGUUCCGAAAUGCGAUGAAAAGCUUUCAAGACAUGACCGGUCGAAAACAGACGGGCGUCCUCGACGAUGACGCCUACACGGAGAUGCGGCAACCGCGCUGCGGGAACUCGGACGUCUCCAGCAGCAACGAGCGGCGGAAACGGUUCGGUAAGCGGGUGUUUAUUUCUGUGCUCCUCGAUGGACUUUACACUCGAUGUAAACAGUUGCAAGUGUAGUGUCGAAAGGAACAAGUUUUGGAUGUGUGUAACUGUCGCCUCGAUGACAAGAUUCGAUGAUUAAACGGGCGGGUCUUUUUCAUGGGUGUUGAGAGUGUAAAAAGGGAUCGCGGGGUACUGUGUGUGUGUUGAUUAGGGCCACUGUUUCCGUAAUCUUUGAAGAUUUUGUCGACCUUGACUUUGCAGAUUCGCAUUCUGGAGCAGAGAUCACAGGAUACGUCGAAAAUUUCUUUUGACCCAAAAUUCACGCAAAAAGAAAAUUUUGCAGACCAUAUGCGAAUUUGCAAAGUGUGAAAAAUUAUGAUAAUCUCCCAUUAACCGGUUUGUUUACAGUCUACAUUGCUCGAUGGGAGAACCGCGUCCGCAAUAAUCAUCUCAAACUCAAAUGGUUCAUCCAGAACUUCACCAAGGACAUUCCCCGCGCUGACAUCAAGUGAGUUCAAGUCUCGAAAAAACGGUUUUUUGGGGGGAGAAAAAGUGACCGAAUGGUCAAGCGCAUGUCCUGGAAUUAGCUGCGGAAAAGGGCCGUUCGUGCCUGGGACCGGGCCUUCCAAAGUGCAGUCCGGCUCCAAGCACCGUUUAAUUACAUUUUUGUGGGCCCUCUGAAGGGAAGAUGAAACCUUUAUAAAAAGUUAGGUUGAGAAGUUCAAAGAAUGUGGGGGAAGAUGGGGUUUUUGUGGCGGGAUCGUAAGUGGUCUAUGUUUGGUUUCUUAACUUUUAUCCUUGUCUUUUUUUAAUGUGAUUUCUUAUGCUGUUAAUCUUGAUUUCUUAUCCAUCUGACUUAAUCACGAGCCGGAUUUGUGGCCGUCUUUUCGAUUAAAAAUAAUUCGGAACGUCGGGGUUUUUUGUCGGAAACGACCCUGACCCUAAACUCUUUGACACAGAGCUCGGAACGAGCGUCGGGAUAAGUUGAAUGACCUGAUUCCAGGCUGCGACCAGAAAAACAACAACACUAAAAGUCAGGGGUUUGCACGGAAAGAGCAGAAUGCGUCUUGCGGAAAACAUUUCGAAACACAAAAAAAUCGUUUGCGCAAAUUUUAAUUCAAUUUUUUUCAGAGCUACAGUAAGGAAAGCCUUCAAAUUGUGGUCAUCGCAAGCAAAGAUCAACUCAAUGGAAUCGCUGACGUUAGAAUUCGAGGAAGCUGACAACGCGGAUGAGGCCGACAUUUCCAUUCUUUGGGCUGAAGGCGAUCACGGAGACUCCAACAACUUUGACGGGCCGGGAAAUGACGGUGCCAACAUUCUGGCUCACACCUUCUACCCCAAUUACCACACGUCCAAGGGCAAUCUGAACGGAGACAUUCAUUUGGACGACUACGAGAACUGGCAUGUAAAUAAUUCGAAGGAAGGCGCCAGCUUCCCGCAUGUGCUCGUCCACGAAAUCGGCCACACUCUGGGCCUGGGGCAUUCCAAGAAACAGCAGGCCAUCAUGUACCCCAUCUACCCCAAGGAGAGUCUCGAUAUCAUGCAGUUGGAUCUGGACGACAAGUGCGCGAUUAAUUGGAGUUACGGUAGGUCGCCUAUUAAUAAGAUAAGAUGGAGACGUUAUCAGUCGAAUCUUGCAAACUGUCACGUCUUUCCGUCCUUCUGUAUGUCACGAGGUCAUCGUCAACACACCAAUUAUCAUUCGCUCCUCUGACUUUUCUCCCCUUUUCAGUAGGCGCCUCCGAUCUGUGCUUGUACAUCUGGCUCCUCUCCGAAGUACUGCCCAAGAAGAUCGCCGUCGAAAAGCACACCACAUACAGUAAGUUGAAACGCUUCGCUUGGAUUUAUGGGCUGAUUAACAGAUGAUUUUCCAGUGGUCGACGAUGCCAAUUACGAGUUCGAGGAGAUGACCAAAACCGAGAACCUCGAUAAGAAGUUGUCCAAGACAACGUUGCCAUUGUGCUCGGCCACCAAUGAGGUCCAAAGUCACUACGAGAACAUGCUCGUGCAAAGACUGCGGUUUCCAAGGGAUCUGGCGGCCGAAUACAGUGAGUUCUUGUGUUUAUCUUAAUGCUUAAAAAAGCCCUAAAGUAGUUAAGUAAGGUACCAGAAAUAUUGCAGUCUAUUUUGCACUAAAAUUUGUUUUUUGCAGGCGGUGUUCUUUGCAAAUUCUUCGGCGGCCUCCACCGAGAAUUUAACACCCCAACCACCGACAAUUUCCACGAGGCCUUCAGAAUCCGCGGCUCGCACACCUACUUCCAACAGGACGGACGCUUCGAAGGCCUGGAGAACUCGGACUACGCCCAGCGAGAGUUCGACUCCAAGUUCUUCAAGUGGAUCCUCAGCGAGUUCGCGCAAUGA
Bursaphelenchus xylophilus (pine wood nematode) is the source of this 5087-nucleotide messenger RNA. Lineage: Eukaryota; Metazoa; Nematoda; Chromadorea; Rhabditida; Aphelenchoididae. The record is from the annotation of a GenBank genome assembly.